This is a messenger RNA of Phycomyces blakesleeanus NRRL 1555(-), 414 nucleotides long. RefSeq lists its product as hypothetical. The record is from RefSeq and is a predicted model, not a curated record. NCBI's taxonomy places the organism in Eukaryota, Fungi, Mucoromycota, Mucoromycetes, Mucorales, Phycomycetaceae. The coding region runs from base 1 to 414 and encodes 137 amino acids. The transcript has a single exon.
AUGGCUCUUCCCGCUACCCAACAGGAAACGACCCCACAAGGGUCACCACACUAUGGAGACAACAACUUCCCUCCUCUAUCACCUAACAUACAUCCAUCAACCCAACCAAACGCCCCCACACAUGCUUUACCUACUACCACUCCCAUCACCUUUGCCUCCUUGGUCGACCCUGAAAAACAACGCUCCCUCACGCGCAUAGAACGCGUACUUGGUUCAGAUGACCCAUAUGCCAUUCCUACGGAAUGUCGGUUCGGUACUUCCCCCCACUCUGUUUUUUACGACCUGCCCCAAUCUGAUGACUCGUUCAUGGCCGCCUUCUGGACAGCAAUUCACGCCGCUUUCUCUGAGGAGGAAGCUUUUGCUGAAGUUACCUCUGUGCGCAACAACACACACAUCGUCGAACUUUUACCUUGA